Molecule: messenger RNA, 1134 nt
Organism: Kwoniella botswanensis
Lineage: Eukaryota; Fungi; Basidiomycota; Tremellomycetes; Tremellales; Cryptococcaceae
Exons: 4
Coding region: 1-1134 (377 amino acids)
Biological process (GO): protein import into mitochondrial matrix
Cellular component (GO): TIM23 mitochondrial import inner membrane translocase complex
Source: RefSeq, a predicted model, not a curated record
AUGGCAAGACCACUCGUAUCGAUGAGGGUCAUCCUCAAUACCCUUCCUCAAGUAUCAUGUCGAGCCACUCCUAGCCCUGCCCGAAGGGUAUCCACUAGCAUCACCUUUCCCUUCUCACCUAUACCGUUUAUCAGAACAUACGCUACUCAUAAAUCGACUGCCCACCAACCCCCAUCGUCCAGCGCAGAUGCUACGGCGGAUCUACUACGCAACUCCGGAGCAGCAAGGAGAGCAGCCGAAGGUCCAGAAUCUGUCGGACCGUUCCCUCUGGGUGUAGGCGCAAGCGGGAGGAGGAAGACUUGGAGAUCAUGGAGUGAGCUAGGCGUAGGUGGGAAAUUGGUACGAACCACGCAACAAACCGGAAAUCUAGCUGUGAUAUUGAUAGGAGGAACAUUAUUCGUCAUAUUAACUUUAUCUCUAACUACCGAAUUGUUCGCUACCAAUUCACCUUCUGUACUUUAUUCGAAAGCUGUAGAUAUGAUACGUGAUUCCGAUGCGCUCAACGCUCAUCUCCUCCCACCACUUAAAUUCACCCACUCCCCCUCAUCUUCCGCACCCGUACGGGGAUCUUCUCCUAUCCCACAUACGUUCAUCAAGCAUCCUACAUCCGGUCGAGAUCAUAUGCUAUUGACGUUCUGGGUCCAUGGGAGGGGUAAAGAUGAGCCUGAGCAAUUGGGUUGGUUGAAAGGGUUUUACAAAAAGAUUGAAUCGUACGGUCGACUCGGCCUAACUUACGUAGGAUUGAUCGAGGAGGCUAGUCAAAAUGACACGAACUCGGGUACUCCAUCCGAGAUCGAAAAGAAUGGAAAUGGAAAUGAAGUUCAGGCUACACAGCAAUCUGAACAAGGUACGUUAGGUAGAUGGUUAGGCUCUUUCACUUCUUCUCUUAGAAAUACAUCCAUAUCAGGUGGAAGUAAAAAGCAAAGUAGUAGUGGUAGAGGAUUACCUCCCCCAGGUACUUAUACGAUAGGUGAAUGUAGAGCGGAAUACGUCAAGAACGCCUCAGGUCAAUAUACCUUGUUGUCACUAUUCGUCGAUAUACCUUCAUCUAAAGUAUCUUAUCCCUCUAGAGCAGUAAUUUAUCAUAGUCCCGAAGCUGCCACAGAGGGAUUGCUAGGUACUAGAAUAAGAUGA